This is a messenger RNA of Tetrahymena thermophila SB210, 2763 nucleotides long. RefSeq lists its product as hypothetical. Lineage: Eukaryota; Ciliophora; Oligohymenophorea; Hymenostomatida; Tetrahymenidae. The record is from RefSeq and is a predicted model, not a curated record. The transcript has 11 exons.
AUGUAAAUUUUUAGAAAGUUAAAUGUUGACAAUAAUUCUUAAGAGCAUCAUAAAGAUUUUCGAAAUUUGAGCUAGCUUGUAUAAAAAAACAAUUCUCACCUAAAAGGAGUUGGUUUUAUUGAGAGAAAACACAGGUAAGUCAAUACUAAUUCAGAUAAUUUCAGAAAAACAAAAUUAGCAAUUUUUAGAUAACAUAAUCAUGAAGAUGAAAUUAUUGAGAAUGCUAGAAGUCUUACAUAGUAUAACUAAUCUUUUUCUUAGAAUAGUUCACAAUUUAAUUCUCCAUUAACAACGAGAAUUAAUUCCCCUACUUAAUAGUCUGAGGCUGAUUUUUUAGAUUAUUUUGUUCUUGGAUCAAUAGACCAGUCUUAAAAUGAUAAAAGGUCUUAUCACAAAUAGAGCAAAUCAGCAGUAAAUCCAAAAUUAACAUAAAAUUUUGGUACUUCAACAAUUACAGAAUAAUUAUCUUUAGUAACUUAGGAAUAAUUCAAGUUAGUCAAUCAGUCAUCUGGAAAAUUAAACAAGUUUUUUUUAAACUAGAUUGAUCUAAAAAAGGCCUAAUCCCUUCAAAAAGACAUUGAAUAUGCCUAAAUCCUGUAAAAAUCUGCUUAAAUAAGUGGCUAAGUAAAUCACUCUAUUAUCAACAACUAAACUCCUUUGAAAAUGAUGCUCUUUAAAGACUCAGUAGAAUAUUACAAAUUGGAAUGCAAAAACAAACAAUUUCCCCUUCGAAUUCAUUGCUCUGAUCUUACUGCUCCAUUUUUACUUGCUAUUUCUGCAAGAAACAAAUACCCAAAACCUAAUGCUCAUGGUCAUGAAUAUCUAAUAUAAUUUGAUACUUCUGGUAGCAAAAAGCUUGAAUUUUAAUCGCUGCAAAGAUAUAUAAUAAAUCCUAAUCAUGAAACAACUUAAUCUAUCUCAGCACAUUAGAACUCAAAUAGCUUAGAUAAUAAAUUACAAAAUCCAAAUAAAAUUCUUUUCUAAUAAACUAAAACCUAAUGGAUAUACUUUUCCUUCAUUGGUUAAUAAUUCUCAAGUUUUACUAUCACAACUGAAUUCUAAGAUGAUAUCAGCUUUAAAUUUUUUAAUGAAGAAAUGUUUAAACCUCAAAAGCAUAUUCCUUAAAAGUAGGUUAGCAAAAUGAUUUAAGCAAAGAAUGAAAAGUACUUAAGCUUAGCUUAGCUGCAAAAAUUUAAUAAAGAAGCGUUGGAAAUAAUUAGAAGAAGAAAAGAAGAAACUCUAAAAAAAUCAAAUAAUGUUGACAUUGUUGAGCUAAAUAAGUCAAGAGCAAAAUAAUUUUUAAAUUUAGAAUAUGAAAAAUUUUUAAAUAAAGUUAAUAAAGUUCAAGAUAGACAAAUAAAAAAAGUAAAAGAGCAACAAAUAGUGAAAGAGGAAGAAAAGUAAAAUGAAAUCCAGCUAAAAAUAUAAAUUAAAGAAUAUGUUAAGAAGUAAAUGCAAGAAGCUCGAAAAUUAUAAUAUAAAUAGUAACAAUUAAUUCAAUUUAGAAAAAGAUGGAUUUAAUUAAUAACUUUAAAUAAGCUGAUAGUCAAUAUUAUGUAUACAUUAAAAAAAUAUAAAUUAGUUUAAAAAUUUUACAGAAAAGAAAGAUUAUUUGCUAUUAAGAUUGUUGAAUAGCACAAAAAGAAAAUAUAAAUGUAGAACACCAAUCUUUAAGAGAGACUCGUGAUUUAAAUAUAAAACUCUUUGAGAUUAUUUGCUUCAAGUGUUAAAUAAUUUUCAGUUUAAAAAGCUACUGAGAUAGUCAAAUUAACUCUAUUGAACAUAGAAUCUUUUAAAAUAAUCAAUAAAAUAUUCACAAAAUCUUAAAUAUAAUAUGACAAAUGUAAAAGACUUCAAAUAUUUAUCAAAACAUAAUAUAAUUCUGAAAAAGAGAGAGCUAUGAAUCUUUUAUAAACUCUUUUCUAAGAAAUAAGAAUGAAUAAGAAGGUUACUGCUUAAAAAAAUGAAGAAUAGCCAACAUCAUUAUUCAGUCAAUUAAAUCCUGCUCUUGAUCUCUCAUUAGUCUAUUUUUUAUCACAAUUUACUGAAGCUACCAAAAAAAAAAUAUGCCAGUAAUAUAUCACUCUUCGUAAAUAAAUAUUUCGCUAGCAAUAUAAAAAACAUAAUGAGCUUUUAGAAGAUUUUUAGUUCAAAUUGGGUCAAUAUAAAUAAAAAGUUUAAAUGCUAGAAGAAUAUAAGAAUAAUAUGUUACAAAGUCCUUAAUUGGUUUCUAAAAACUGGAGCAAUGUUCGAAAAAUUAGUUUAGCAGUUUCUUUAUUUUCAGGGAAUCAAUCAAAUAAAAAGUAGAUAGAUUUAGAUAAAUCUUAAAUAGAACAGGGUAGUCCAUUUAUAAGAUAGAAAACAAGUUCUUUUGCAAGUUCAUAAAGCUAACUUAAUUCUUCUUUAAUGGAAUAAAGCAGAAUAAAAAAUUUAAACACUCCUAGAAAUUCAUCCAAAAAGAGCAACUCAAAUUCACCACUAUCAAAUAGAAAUUCAAAAGAAAUUUUUAAUUUUAACAACGCUUUUGACAACUAUGAGUCAUCUCAAAUUCAAGCAAAAUAAAUACCUUCACCUCUUUCAAAUAUAAAACACAAGAUGAGUUUAAGAAACUCAUUAUUUUCACCUCAAAAUAAACUCAUGGAAGAAAAAAUUGAAGAGCCAAAAUUCACUUCAAAAAGACCAAAACUAAAUUUGGAAUCCAGAAAAGAAAUGGAAGAUAUUCUUUUAUCAUAUUUAUAACAGCAAAAAGAAAAAAAUAUAUGA